AUGCCACGCAGAGACUUUUUGCGAGAUCUCGCAGAUGCGGCAGUUCCUGGUCGAUUCUCCUGUCUCUCUGAUAUCAAAACAGGGGACUACGAUGGAUCGAUUUCCUUCAUAUUUGCAGCACCUGGGGCAAGCCUCACCAUUGAACUCCAGGCCAUAGUAUCGGACUCUCACGAUUAUCCCAAAGACCAUAGAUUUUUAGCUUUCUCAUCGUCCGAGAACUGUCCUAAGAGAGUCACUUCCUCCCUAGAAAAUGCAGUGUCCCUUUUCACAGGCUUAACUAUCCAUGAUUUGUUGAGCAAGAUUGAGAACAUCCUCACACACUUGAUGAUUGACCCCGAUUCCGCAUUCAGUGACCUAGGGGGCCCAGACACUCGUGACUUCGACGACGAUGAGUCGGCUGCCAAUGACACCAAUCCUGACUGGGAAUCUGAUGAUGAAAACAGAAUAUUUACAUCUACUCAAAACAAAGCCGAGCUACGAGGGAAGAUUCGCCGCGACCUUCGUGCGGUCAAAAACGCGGGAUUCAAAGUGGGAUACCUGGGGUCAACACAUGGUACCCUCAUUGUCUCGGUCUCUUGCCGUAUUUCUAAGCUUGGAAUUUCCGAGGAAGCUAUGAACGCCUGGAGUGUUGAGCCCUCAGAGUAUUUGGUCUUGUUGAUCCGUUAUCGACCGACUUACUUUGAUCUCCAAACAAUUAUCGAGGCAGCGGGUGACCCGAAGAUCACACGGGUUCAGAUGCAUGUUGGCCUCUGUAAUUCGUACAAGCCGUCGUUUGAGCACGCCAUGGAAGCCAUCAAUGAGCCACACGAUCAAGAGAUGAAAGAUAAGAGCCCAACUUCAGACAGAACCAUGUGUGGUCAUCUUCUCAGGCCGCUAUUCAUCGGCAGAUCGCUCAAUUUACUUCUGGGGGAGCGACUGCUUGGGAUCAUCAAUCUUCGACUAAAACAUGGGUUUUCAUGGGCAGGAGCAGAGCUGUUUUUCCAGACCAACCAAGGCAGGGUUUACACCAGCUCCGAGAUCUCUCUCGAGAAAUACCAUCAGCCGGACAGCUGGGCCACUUCGACGCCAGAAACUCUUGCUGCUGAUCAUAUGACUGAAGAGGAUCGCAAUAUCUCCAAUUUGUCUUUUCCUCUUCUUGCUGUGCAGUUUACCCUGAGACACUUUAUCAAAUGCACGGAGUUCUGCCUGGUUUGUCACUGCAAGACUGGUGAUACCUUUGAGGCACUGAAGCCCUAUGUCUGCUCCAACGCGUUGUGUCUGUAUCAAUACAUGGCGCUGGGCCUAGGUCCAAGCCUUGAACAUGAGAUCCGCUACCAACCAUUUGUCGUUGAUUUGCUCACUAGCCUGGCAUACGCGAGGGCUUCAGCCUGGCUUCUUGAAGACUUCCCGACUGGUCUUCGGCUGCGCGUACCUGCGAAAUUGUUCCCUCAAGUAGAUGCAGAUCGUACUGCAUACCAUGUUGGGCGAUUGAACGCAACUAAUCUUGAGAUUCGGUUGGAAAAGCCAAGUCCGGUCAAAGUCGGUGAUUGGAUUGUCAUCAUGGUUACGGUCGCAGUGACAGAGGAAUGGCAUUGUCGUGUUAAACACGUCGGUGAGACCUCGAAUCAUAUUUUCAUCUCGCCUCCAAUUAGGCAAGGCCAUCAGCUGCAGCCACAGGACCUGCGGGCUCCACCCCAGGAAGUGCAUUUUUUUGUUUACGACACCAAUCUGGACGAUUUGACACCCAUCCAAAAACAGCAGAUGAUUUCUUGUAUAUUGGGAAUGCUACCUAGUAUUGACGAAAUGAAGAACUUCAUCGGAAGUCACGAAAGGGGCAAGCUUCUCUCAUCGUGGAAAGAGGUUAUAUCUCCCGCUGGUUUGGACCUCUUACGCUGGGUUGUCGCCUCAAACCGAUCUUUCAUCAAGCAAGAUGACGACGAGCCUCGGCAUCAGGUAGUUGGAAUGAGUGAUUACGUCCAAUUCAGACUUGUGCAAGGUGCUGCCGAUAAAGAGCAGCGUUUUAUCAACGCCGUUAAUUCCAAUUCCUUGGCUGAGAAUCCCCAUCACCCUACCAUAUUCGCUUGGCAUGGCAGCUCUGUGAAUAAUUGGCACAGCAUUCUACGUGAGGGGUUUCACUUCAAACAAAUUGCGCAUGGCCGUGCGAAUGGUGAUGGCGUUUACAUGUCGAACAACUUCUAUACCUCAUUGGGGUACACUAUGACACAACUUCCCCUCACAUGGUCCGGGAGUCGACUCAAGCUCUUGACAGUGAUUUCUUUGAACGAGGUCGUCAAUGCUCCCGAGAAGUUUGUGAACCGUGACCCACACUAUGUCGUGCAGCACUUGGAUUGGAUCCAGCCAAGGUAUCUUUUCGUCAAGCUUCAAGAUCUCAAUGCACCUGGUAGAAGAACAGGUGCACCUGUGUACGGGAAUAUUUCCAUGAGCUCAAAAUCGCAGUCAUCAACUUAUGAGCAUGAUGAAAGUCUCAUGUACAAACAAGAUAAGCGCUAUCUAGCUGUUGGCCCCAAUGGACAGCCGAUCAAAAUUCCCAUCUCGAUAUUUAGCGGUCAACAAGGGAAAGUUCCUCGUACUGCUAGGGAAACCGGGUUUGCAGGCCUUGUGUCGUCACCUAAGAGAUGCACCAAGAGACGCAAGCAUUCAGUCGAGAAUAUCGAACAACAAGACAAUGAGGACAGCGCUAGCAUUGAUACGACCGUCGAUGAUCUCAAAAUUCUUCUCUCUGAUGAUGAGAUUUUUGAAAGUGCUCCAUCUCUAUCUGAAAGCCAUCAAGGCGCUAGCAUGCAAGCAAGAGCUGUCCCAGAAAUUGGCCCCGAGACUGAUUUCCAACCCGGAACCCUACAGGAGAGUUACUUGCCUACACUUUCUCCGCCCCAGUUUGCAACAACUUCGGCCACAAAGAUUCUACAACAACAUCUCCAGGCUACUAUCAAAAUUCAGGAGCAAGUUCCACUGCACGAGCUUGGGUGGUACGUCAAUCAUAGCUUGAUCACAACAGUCUAUCAGUGGAUUGUGGAGCUACAUACGUUUGAUCCAGCCCUCCCACUAGCAGAAGACCUCAGAACUAUCAAUCAAAAAAGCAUUGUCUUGGAGCUCCGCUUUCCUGCACAAUUUCCCAUGGACCCACCCCUUGUACGAGUCAUUCGCCCUCGUUUUCUCGAGUUCGCUGCCGGAGGCGGCGGGCACGUUACCGCCGGUGGCUCUAUGUGUAUGGAACUGCUUACACACUCGGGCUGGCUACCAACAGCUUCGAUUGAGAGUGUGUUGCUGCAGGUUCGCAUGGCCAUUACCAAUACUGAUCCCAGACCUGCACGUCUGAAUCUAAGCCUCGCAAACACCGACUACUCAGUGGGCGAGGCAGUGGCAGCCUACAGAAGAGUUGCAAUGGCGCAUGGAUGGCAGAUCUCGAAGGAUAUCGAGCAGCUUGCCUGGUGA
Molecule: messenger RNA, 3432 nt
Organism: Penicillium coprophilum
Lineage: Eukaryota; Fungi; Ascomycota; Eurotiomycetes; Eurotiales; Aspergillaceae
Product: putative ubiquitin conjugating enzyme
Exons: 2
Coding region: 1-3432 (1143 amino acids)
Molecular function (GO): NAD+ poly-ADP-ribosyltransferase activity
Source: RefSeq, a predicted model, not a curated record